Messenger RNA from Porites evermanni, 306 nucleotides. The record is from the annotation of a GenBank genome assembly. NCBI's taxonomy places the organism in Eukaryota, Metazoa, Cnidaria, Anthozoa, Scleractinia, Poritidae.
AUGCCAUCAAAAUCGGAGGGAUUUGGUCUUGUCGCACUUGAGGCCUUGUCUGCAGGUUUACCCAUUCUUGUUGGUUGUAAGUCAGGAUUUGCCAAAACAUUAGAAAAUGUUCCAAAUGGUUAUUCAUGCAUCGUCAAUUCAGAUGAUCCAGCAGAGUGGGCAAAAGCAAUAGAAGCUGUUCGUGUCAGGCAUCGAAUGCGGUUGGAAGAGAUUAAAGAACUAAGAGCCUCGUAUGGGGAGAUGUACAGUUGGAAGGAGCAAUGUGAAGCCCUUGUGAACAGACUUUGGGAAAUGAGUCAUGGUACG